AUUUAACAUUUUAAUCCAAACCAUCCAUCAGAUUUGCUAUUUUCUCUAACUGUUCUAAUUUGACCAGUCAGGCACACAUCCGAUGCAAAUUUAAUUGAUUUUUUUUUUUUCAAUUGAUCUCACUUCUUUUUCUCUGAAACCCUAAUUUCAAGCUUCCACUUCACGAUUUGGCGUAUGCUGUUGCUUACACUCUCAAUAAGGAAUUUUCAGUCAGAGAAAUGGAAUCUGGAUCUGUUGAUGCAUCUACUCCAUCUGUAAAAGCUCCUGAUUUACAACCGCCUACUGCCACUGGUCCUGUACCAGAAAAUUCACCACAAGACGCACCUUCAAAGCUAUCGACGGCUGGGCUAGCAUCUUGGGCGAAAAGUUUGAAAAUUCCUCAACCAUUAGCUGCCUCCUCACAAGAUGACUCACCAAAUGAAAAUACUGGAAAGUCGACUUUUGCUCGUUUUACCAGUGGAUUUGGACUGCGAUUGUCUCCGAAAUCUCCUGUGGCUGAUGAGAGUCCAGAAGGAACUUCACCAACUUCUCAACCUGGUAUAUUUGGAACAAUCACUAAAGGCUUGGUUGAUACAUCCAAGAAUGCUGUAAAGGCUGUACAAGUCAAGGCUCGUCAUGCUGUCUCUCAAAAUAAGCGUAGAUUCCAGGAAGGAGGAUUUGAUUUGGACAUGACAUAUAUCACAGAGAAUAUAAUUGCCAUGGGGUUCCCUGCUGGUGAUAUGAGCUCUGGAUUUUUUGGAUAUGUUGAGGGAUUCUAUCGAAACCAUAUGGAAGAAGUCAUCAAGUUUUUUGAAACUCAUCACAAGGGUAAGUACAAGGUAUACAAUCUUUGCUCUGAGAGAUUGUACGAUGCAUCACUUUUUGAAGGGAAGUUGGCUAGCUUUCCAUUUGAUGAUCACAAUUGCCCUCCAAUUCAACUGAUAAUAUCAUUUUGUCAAAGUGCUUACUCGUGGUUGAAGGAGGAUAUUGAGAAUGUUGUGGUGGUGCACUGUAAGGCUGGAAUGGCAAGGACAGGGUUGAUGAUUUCCAGCCUUCUUCUAUACUUAAAGUUCUUUCCUACUGCUGAAGAAUCCAUUGACUACUACAACCAGAAGAGAUGUUUUGAUGCCAAGGGGCUUGUUCUACCAAGUCAAAUUAGAUAUGUAAAGUACUUUGAACGAGUUUUAACUUAUUUUAAUGGAGAAAACCAACCGGGGCGUAGGUGCAUGCUUAGGGGAUUUCGUCUUCAUCGAUGUCCUUAUUGGAUUAGGCCAUCUAUUACAAUCUCUGAUCAUAAUGGUGUUCUCUUCUCCAGUAAAAAACAUCCAAGAACCAAGGAUUUGUCGCCAGAAGACUACUGGUUUAGUGCUCCAAAGAAAGGUGUUAUGGUUUUUGCUUUGCCUGGGGAACCUGGUCUAGCAGAGGUGGCCGGAGAUUUUAAAGUCCAUUUUCAUGACCGCCAAGGAGAUUUUUACUUCUGGGUAAACACCACAAUGAUGGAAAAUAGAAAGAUUUUUAACACCAGUGAUAUUGAUGGGUUCGACAAGAGAAAGCUGCCUUCGCCGGGAUUUCAAGUGGAGGUUGUGCUAGUAGAUUAUAAUGGUACCAGCUCGACAGGGUCGAACAGUGAAACUGCGGUUAAUAAGCCAAAUGAAGGCUCAACUGCUGCUCCGGCUCCAGUUGACACAGGUGAAGCUGCAGCUGGAACUGCCCAUACACAGAAUAAAGACGGUGGAAAUAACGAUAAAGAUGAUGUGUUUUCUGAUAGUGAGGCAGAGGAAUCUGUUUCUUCAAAAACAAGGCCAGCUCAAACCGCCUCUACAGGAGGAGGAGCCGCAACCAAAGCCGCUUCCAGUUCAGAAACUAAUACUAAAUCAGAUCGAGUUGGAAGUAUAACACAUGCAACCGAACAUCUUUCUCUGGGGACCACAGGCUCACAACAGACGCAUACUUCCGGUCAGCCAAAAAGUGAUGCAGUUGGCGGCGUUGCCUCCAGGGUUGAAGCUAACAGUUCCGAAAGUGAGUUCAAAGCAAUGGCCGCCGAUGCUUCCGUUUUCACUUUUGGAGAUGAUGAAGACUAUGAAAGUGAUUGAAGACUGGAGAAGAUUUCCGGGGCCUUGCGGAAAGAUCAUCUGUACAUAAACUGGCUUGCAAGGUAUACAUGCAUUACUCUUUGUUUUGUCAAAUGUAAAUGUCUGUUUCUGGCUUAUCAUUUGUUUAAAGUCAAGAAUAGGCUGAAUGCAUGAAUAAUUGUUGCAUUAUUAGAAUUCUUUUUAUUUUCUUUCCAUUGUUGUUGAAAAAUGUACAUUAUUAUAUCAAACAUUAUAUAGUUAUGCUAUGCCACUAUAAUUCUUCUGCA
Molecule: messenger RNA, 2338 nt
Organism: Mercurialis annua (annual mercury)
Lineage: Eukaryota; Viridiplantae; Streptophyta; Magnoliopsida; Malpighiales; Euphorbiaceae
Product: phosphatidylinositol 3,4,5-trisphosphate 3-phosphatase and protein-tyrosine-phosphatase PTEN2A
Exons: 12
Coding region: 219-2072 (617 amino acids)
Biological process (GO): dephosphorylation
Cellular component (GO): cytosol
Molecular function (GO): phosphatidylinositol-3,4,5-trisphosphate 3-phosphatase activity
Source: RefSeq, a predicted model, not a curated record